CAUAUAAAUAUAUAUAUAUUGUCAAUUAAGUAUCCGGAAUUGCUCUGCAGCAGGAAAUCUAUCAUUUACACAAGCCGGAGUUUCCUUGUUCGCACACCGACUAUUCGCAAUGGACGCAAAAGAGUUCUGCGAGUUCGGAAAGGCAACUCUCGAGUACAUCGCAGAUUACACGGAGAAUAUACGGGACAGAAAUGUCCUCCCGAGUGUUAAGCCAGGUUACCUGAACGAAUUACUCCCACGGGAAGCACCGCUCAAGGGGGAAUCGUGGCAAGAAGUCCUAAAAGACGUGGAGAGAGUCAUAAUGCCCGGAGUGACGCACUGGAACUCACCUCAUUUUCACGCCUACUUUCCGUCGGGCAAUUCUUAUCCAGCAAUCAUCGGGGAGAUCGUAAGUGCCGGUAUUGGUUGUAUCGGAUUUUCGUGGAUGUCAUCUCCCGCCUGCACUGAGCUUGAAGUUAUCACGAUGAACUGGCUUGGAAAGAUGCUAAAUUUGCCAGAGGAAUUCUUAAACUGUAGCGAAGGUCCGGGCGGAGGAGUCAUACAGGGUUCAGCUAGCGAGGCAACGCUUGUCUGCCUCUUAGCUGCAAAAGAGCGAGCGACCAGAAAGCUGAUGGAAGAGCAUCCAGAUUGGAACGAUGCUACCAUAAAGAGUAAACUGGUGGCUUACACUUCUGAUCAGUCAAACUCGUCAGUGGAGAAAGCAGGGAUACUUGGCUCGAUGACUAUGAGGCUCCUACCAUCUGACGAAAAAUGCCGUUUGAGAGGAUCAACGCUUCUCGAAGCGAUGCGGAAGGACGAGGAGGCUGGACUCGUUCCUUGCUACGUCGUCGCCACUCUGGGGACCACAGGGACUUGUGCAUACGAUUGUCUUGACGAGCUUGGACCCUUAUGUAACGAAAACAAUGUCUGGCUUCAUGUGGACGCUGCAUACGCCGGUACCGCCUUAGCCUGCCCUGAAUUGCGACACCUUAUGCCCGGAAUAAAAUUCGCCGAGUCGUUCAGCUUUAACCCUCACAAAUGGAUGCUAGUCAACUUUGAUUGUUCUGCACUAUGGGUGAAGAACUCCCGGUAUCUAAUCGAGGCCGCGAACGUCGAGAGAAUUUACCUCGCCCAUGCCCACGAGGAUACAGCACCGGAUUACAGACACUGGCAGAUUCCUCUGGGUCGCAGGUUCCGGUCCCUGAAGCUAUGGUUCGUCAUGAGGAUUUAUGGAGUCGAAGGGAUUCGGAACUACAUUCGUCGAUCGGUAAACCUGGCUCGUUACUUCGAGAAGCUCGUUCGAUGUGACAAUAGGUUUGAAAUAGUUGCGGAUACGACACUGGGACUCGUUUGCUUCAGAAUUAAGGGUGACAAUUCCAUGUCCAAGGAGCUGCUCGAGCGUUUGACAGCACGAAAGCAGAUCUACGUCAUACCAACAACAUACAUGGGGCAAACCGUCGUGCGUUUUGUAGUUUGUAGUCAGAAUUGUGAAGAGAGAGAUGUGGAGUUUGCUUGGAAUGAAAUUACAACGCAGACAGCCGAAAUUUUAAAAUCGCAAAUCGAAACGUCGGAAGUACUCGAGGAACAACUGAUAGAGACCUGCACAACGAUCACAGAUAAACACUCGGAUAGCUUAACGGACAAGCUACUAGAUCUUGAAAUUAUGAGGAACGCGAAAAAUCCGCAAACUAUUUCAUAAGAUUGCCAGAAAAACGUUACAUUGAACGACAUGUUGAUCCCAUUACAGAACAUUCAAUGGGAUUCUGGUU
Molecule: messenger RNA, 1748 nt
Organism: Diprion similis
Lineage: Eukaryota; Metazoa; Arthropoda; Insecta; Hymenoptera; Diprionidae
Product: aromatic-L-amino-acid decarboxylase-like
Exons: 9
Coding region: 110-1678 (522 amino acids)
Biological process (GO): amino acid metabolic process; catecholamine metabolic process
Molecular function (GO): pyridoxal phosphate binding; aromatic-L-amino-acid decarboxylase activity
Source: RefSeq, a predicted model, not a curated record